UGCGCGUGCGUAGCUUUUAUCAACAUGGCGACCUUCAGGACAGCAGUAACACGGAUAUCAUGGAAAGGUGUGCAUUUUGCUCCUGUACGAUCCCUUCUGACCCACAGUGCCCAGUGUCCCGGGCUAUUAGCUGCUCACAGGAGGCCCUUGUACGUUUCCCCUGCCUCCUCCAUGUGCAGCUCCUCCAGACCGGUACAGCAGAGCCCCCCUCCAAAACAGGACCCAAAAGUCACAGAGGACGAAGAGGAGGAGGGGCCCGAGUACAUCCCCAAAAGAAAAGCCAAAAAUCCAAUGAUGAAAAUUGGAUAUGCCUGGAUGAUCGGCCUCCCAACGGGAAUCCUCACCUUCAUUUUGGCCAAGAGACAAGUUGACAAGAACAGACUGAAGCAGCUGAAAAUCCGCCAGAGGAUGAGGCAGUCAAAUGAAGGCGAGUUUGAUGGGAGCCGAUACCAGCAGCACACUGGAAGUUAAAAUGGACAAAAGGAGGACUACAUGUAUAAUGUAAAUACUGUGCAUAGUUAAUACAAUCUAAAAUAAAGUAUCCAU
Periophthalmus magnuspinnatus is the source of this 546-nucleotide messenger RNA. RefSeq names its product DUF4748 domain-containing protein. The coding region runs from base 25 to 471 and encodes 148 amino acids. The transcript has 3 exons. Lineage: Eukaryota; Metazoa; Chordata; Actinopteri; Gobiiformes; Gobiidae. The record is from RefSeq and is a predicted model, not a curated record.